UAAUUUCUUUAUAUGAGAAUAUUUAAUUUAGGUGGAGUCUUGGGGUUAAUGAUGUAUUAUAAAGGGGUUUGGGGACUGUGAUUAGUAUUGAGGAGGUAUUGGGGUAGUGCUCACUAAACCAAGAGUUUUUGGGAAAUGGCUGUGGAACCAGAGAGCCUUCAAUGGUCUCUACCUGUUCCCAGUGUUCAAGAGCUAGCAAUCCAAGGGCUACAAACUGUGCCACCUAGAUACGUAAGAGAUGACACAGACAUCAUCAUCACCGCUCCCUCCAAUCCUUCACUUCUUGUGCCCUUGAUUGAUAUGACCAAGCUGGUCAACCCAGACUCCCAUGAGCAAGAGAUUCAAAGGCUUCACUCUGCAUGCAGAGAAUGGGGCCUGUUUCAGAUAAUAAACCAUGGAGUAUCUGAUGAAUCGCUAAGCAACAUGAAACAGCAAGUUCAAGGUUUUUUCGACCUUCCUUUGCAAGAGAAGAAACGAUGGGCACAAAAACCAGGAAGUCUUGAAGGUUAUGGCCAGGCAUUUGUAACUUCAGAGGAACAAAAGCUAGAGUGGAAUGACAUGAUCUUCCUCCGAAGUAUUCAUCCCCUUCAAAACAGAAAUUUGGAUUUCUGGCCAGAAAACCCUCCGGAAUUCAGGAAAGCAUUGGAGACUUAUUCUGAAGAAAUGAAUAGGGUUGCGGUUUCUAUUGUAAGGUUCAUAGCAAUGGGGCUUGGUCUAGAAGCUCAAGAGUACUCUGAAACUUACAGAGGAGGAAUGUGUGAUAUGAGGAUAAAUUGCUAUCCUCCUUGUCCUGAACCUGAGCGAGUUGUUGGGCUUUGUCCACACAUGGACAUCUCUGGGAUAACUCUCUUACUUGAGUGUGGAGACAUGCCAGGAUUGCAGGUUCUGAAAGAUGGGCAUUGGGUUGUUGUUGAACCCAUCAAUGGUGCUUUAGUUGCAAACCUUGGCCAUGCCAUGCAGAUAAUGAGCAAUGGCAUAUACAAAGCUCCGGAUCACAGAGCAAUGGCGAACAAAUCGAAGCAAAGGCUGUCAAUAGCUACCUUCUGCUAUCCCAACUCGUCGGCCGAUAUAGGGCCAGCUGAGAAGCUCAUCAAACCAGGAAGCCCACCUCUGUUCAAGACCCUUAAAUGUGAAGAGUAUUUUCACCACUUUUACAAUCGGAAACUUGAAGUUUCAUUCAUUGAUAGCUUGAAAAUUUAGUGCCUAAUGAUACAGGUCCUGUUCUUGUAUAAAACUGUUUCCUAUGAGGCAUUCGAUGGAUGCAAUAUGAAUUUGGAUUUUAUUUCCAAGGAACACAUUUAAAGUUUUGUGAGCAUAAACAUGAAAUUUUAGAGAAGGAAAAAAAACAAAUAAACCUGUUUGGUACCUAACUAUUUGUAAA
This is a messenger RNA of Corylus avellana, 1381 nucleotides long. RefSeq names its product oxoglutarate-dependent flavonoid 7-O-demethylase 1. Lineage: Eukaryota; Viridiplantae; Streptophyta; Magnoliopsida; Fagales; Betulaceae. The record is from RefSeq and is a predicted model, not a curated record.